AUGUCUUCAUCAUUAUCAACAGCGGUAUUAACAUCGACAUCAAAACCAACGGGAGAACGUAAUAAACAAUUAUCAGAAGUCAUCGAUCAAACAAAUGAACUCAGAAUAAUAACCUCGGCUUCGCGAUCAAUGUAUGAUCAAAUACAAGCACAAAUCGAAGAAAAUGAACCAAAAAUGGCUGCUUGUUCAAAUGAAAAAUUCUUGGAUUAUUAUAUAAGUCAAAACAAUUGUUUACGUGAACAACAAAGUCUUUUAUUACGACAACCAGUGGAAUCAGGUGUAUUCGCAAAAGAUAUGACAGAAAAACUUAUUGAAUUGAGUGCUGACAUUAAUCAUGCUGUUCGAUCGUUUACAAUUAUUCCGUUACUUGAAGCUUACGUUAUGGGCAGAAAACGAAAGGACAAUGGCGAAUUAUUUGAAGGAACAUCAUUAGAUUUGAAGAAUAAUUUUGGUAAUACAUUAACUCGUACCAUUCGUUAUCCUUUAUACGAUCAUGCUAAAAUGGCUAUUUAUGCUGAAAUACAUCUUCGUGCUAAUCAAGGUUGUUUUCGAACGCCCACAGUCAAAACGGAUGACAAUACAUUGUUAAUGAAUGCCAUUUUGCAAGAUGUCUCGAAAGUCUGGCGUGAAAAAAACUGGCCACAAAAGGCACCGAAAAUUUGUUUGCAAGAUACGGAUAAUAAGGAUGAAAAUCUUGCAUGGUCAUCAGAAUGUCCCGAAUUGUUUCAAACAACAAAAUCAAAUAGUUUAAAAAUGGAAGAUAUAUCCUCUUCAAUAAAUAUUGCCAAUUGUCUUCGACAUAGUAGUGCCAAUACAAGUUUAAAUGAGUCAGCAUCAAUGGAUCUAAUCGGUUUUAUUAAGAAGAGCAGUGAUAAUGAUGUUAUUUCAGUUAUUGAAAGUACCGGUUUCACACUUGGUAAAUAAAAUAAAAUCAGCAGCAUAAGGGAGAUAACUGAGUAAAUAACCAUUCGUCGAUUUGUCUGAUACGUCAACAGUCGUUGUUUUAGAUAAAAACACUUCUGCUGAACUUAUCUAAAGUUAUAUAGUAUAAUACUGUUCUUUUUAUUGUUAAGAACCUGUUGGUUCAUGUGAUCAAUCAUCAGGUUAUCAUUUCAUUGUUCUUCUUCACUAAACUUCAGCAACUGAAAUGAUUGGAAAGACGAAAUAUGAGAAUCAAAUAUUCCUAUUAUUCAUCGCAUUGCAUAAAACAUUUCACAGUUCCUUUAAAAGAAAAUUUCUACUAUGAUCAGUUAAAUACUUGAAAAAAAUAUUUUGAAAGGCAAUAGAAACUUCUGAUUUUUGGGAUUCUAUAGUCACGACUUUAAACUAGGUUUUUGUAACUAAAACAAAGUUGAAAGUGUUUCUCAAUGACCGGUUUUUACGGAGAUCUCUAGAGAUCUCUCUAACUCCAAACGAUAAAGCAGCAAUAGAUUGGUUGUUUUAUGAGUAAAUAGCCUAAAGUACCCUCUUGAAAAUGGGAGACUUAAAAUGAGACUUUGAUUUUGAGUAAUUUGGACGCGGUAUGUGGUUUCCACGGAGCACCAGGACUGGCACUCAGUGGCUUCCAGUAACAUUGAAAGAAGAGGAGAAGUACAUAG
Messenger RNA from Didymodactylos carnosus, 1598 nucleotides. The record is from the annotation of a GenBank genome assembly. Lineage: Eukaryota; Metazoa; Rotifera; Eurotatoria; Philodinida; Philodinidae.